This is a messenger RNA of Magnolia sinica, 1659 nucleotides long. Its product is annotated as lipid droplet phospholipase 1. The record is from RefSeq and is a predicted model, not a curated record. The transcript has 10 exons. The coding region runs from base 77 to 1108 and encodes 343 amino acids. NCBI's taxonomy places the organism in Eukaryota, Viridiplantae, Streptophyta, Magnoliopsida, Magnoliales, Magnoliaceae.
CUUCCAAUUUCUCAUUCGUCUUUUUUAUAUAUACUCUAAAAUAACAAGGAGAAAAUUAAAAUCCAGGAAUAAAAGAAUGGACGGAAUCUGUACCGAGUCCGUUAACGGCGGACGGGAUGUCUGGAGCUCUUCCAAUUCCUCCGCUUCAACUGCAGAUCAUCUCGUUGUUAUGGUUAACGGAAUACUCGGCAGUGCUGCUGAUUGGAAAUUUGCAGCUGACCAACUUGUUAGAACAAUUCCAGAUAAAUUAAUAGUUCACUGUAGUGAACGCAAUGUGUCCAAGCUCACACUAGAUGGCGUUGAUGUCAUGGGCGAGCGAUUAGCAGAGGAGAUUCUGGAAGUCAUUCGGCAAAAGCCAGAAGUUAGGAAGAUUUCCUUCAUUGCACAUUCUGUGGGAGGAUUGGUAGCAAGAUAUACAAUUGGGAGACUAUAUAGACACCCUAGAAGAGAAAAUUCAGAAAUAGAAUCUGUCGGAGCCCAGGAUGAAGAUUCAAGGGGUACAAUAUCUGGUCUGGAGGCGAUGAAUUUUAUUACUGUCGCUACCCCUCAUCUUGGUUCCAGAGGUAACAAACAGGUUCCAUUUCUUUUCGGCGUCCCCUUUUUUGAGAGAGCUGCAUGUAUUGUUAUUCACUUGAUAUUUAGGAGAACUGGUCGGCAUCUUUUUCUUAAUGAUAAUGAUGAAGGGCAGCCUCCACUGUUGCAGCGCAUGGUGGAUGAUUAUGGUGACCUUUACUUUAUGUCUGCUCUGCGUGCAUUCGGACGCCGAGUGGUAUAUUCUAAUGUCGGUUAUGAUCAUAUUGUUGGGUGGAGAACAUCAUCAAUCAGACGUAAUUGUGAACUGCCAAAGUGGGAGGAUUCUGUAAGCGAGAAAUAUCCACACAUUGUAUAUGAAGAACAAUCAAAGGGAAAUGAUGCUGAAGAGGGUGAACAGGUUUCAAUUGGAGAUGAUGGUUCUGAUACGCUAGAAGAAGAGCUGGUGGCAGGUCUCUCACGCGUGUCAUGGGAGAAGGUUGAUGUUAGCUUUCACAGCAGCAAACGAAGAUUUGCUGCACAUAGUCUCAUUCAGGUCGUGGUGCUAUGCAAACCAGUUUUGAUGCUUAACUCAUGACGGAAAGAGUCCCAAGGGUUCUUCAAAAGAAAAAUCAUCUGCAUAGGGAAAAUCCAAAAAUAUGAUUCUUCCGAUAACUUUUUUGGAACACAUUUUUCUUUGUUUAUUUACUACUAGAACUCUGUUGGUAUUAUUUUAAAAGGAUCUCCUUGGGAAGCUAAAUCUUGUGCAAACAAGAAACCAAUUAAAACGAGAGACUGCCUUAAAAAAUAAUUACUAGAUUGAACCUAUCCUCUAACUAGAAUGAAAAUCUAAAGAGGCAUACUGAAACCAUCAAAUGUUUUACCGGUAUCUACACUGUAUCAUAACUCUUCUUGAGUAGAUACUCAUUAACUACUGAAAAAACUGAACCCGUGGCUGUGCAUCACACAAUGUAUUUCAAGCAAUCUCUACCAACAUACCAUAUCGUUUUGCUUUUCGUUGAAGUUCCAAUAUGGAAGUAUCCAACACCAAUCUGCAUCUGUUCAGCAUAGCAUGCAUGCGAAGCUAACCUCACCAAUCACAAUUCCCAGAUCUUUCCUGAUGGAGCAAUUGCCCUUUCCAACCUUUUU